ACCAGCAGCAAAGUAACUUAAGAUGGGCUCCUCCCACAGGCAGCAUCUGCUCCCGAUCCUCGGGCUUCUGGUCUUGGCCGGAACAGCCCUCAGUGGAGUUCAGGAGGUGCACAACGUGCUCGAGCUGACGGGCCACACGGUCAACAAGCUAAAGUUCUCCACGGAUGUGGCCACCGACAAGUACACACCGCCGGAGGAGAUGGACCCGCAGUUCUGGUACAAUAUCGCCGACGAGGAGAUCGCCAAGCGACUGGCCCUUCCCCAGCCCAAUGCCCAGAAGGCCAAGAACAUCAUCCUGUUCCUGGGAGAUGGCAUGCCACUGGCCACCGUCGCAGCUGCUCGAAUCCUGAAAGGACAGCGGGAGGGAAAAACUGGAGAGGAGUCCUCAUUGAGCUUCGAGCGAUUCCCCUACACCGGAUUGAGCAGGACCUACUGCACCAACGCCCAGGUGCCCGACUCCGCCUGCACUGCCACCGCCUACUUGUGCGGAGUGAAGACCAACAUCGUCAACAUUGGAGUGAGUGCUGCUGUGGAGUACAACAACUGCACCGCCAGCCAGGAUCCAGCCAACCGCCUGACCUCCAUCGCCGAGUGGGCCCAGAACUCCGGCAAAUCCACUGGAAUUGUGACCACCACCACCCUGACCCACGCCAGUCCCUCGGGAGCCUAUGCCAAGACGGCCAACCGGAUGUGGGAGAGCGACACGGAUGUGACCAGCUAUGGUGAGGAUGCCAGCACCUGCAUCGACAUGGCCACCCAGCUGGUGACCCAGACGCCUGGCAAGAACUUCGAGGUCAUGUUCGGCGGCGGCAUGGGCAAGUUCCUGCCCAAGUCGAUCGAAGAUAGCCACGGCAAACCCGGAGAGCGAUCCGAUGGAGUGAACCUCCUGUCCCGCUGGCAGGGACUCCACGAUGGCGGUGUCCUGGUCACCAAUCGCGAGCAGCUGCUUAGCGUGAACGUAUCCGCAGUGUCCAGCAUCAUUGGUCUCUUCCAGUCGAGUUUGAUGGACUUCCACCACGAUGCGGAUGCCACCUACCAGCCCACCCUCUCCGAACUCACCGAGGUGGCCAUCAAGAAGCUGAGCCAGAACGAGAACGGAUACUUUGUGUUCAUUGAAGGUGGUCUUAUUGACUACGGCAACCACUACACCAAAGCGGGCUACGCUUUGGAUGAGGCUCUGGAGUUCGAAAAGGCCAUUCAGUUGGCACGCGACAUUACCGACAUUGAGGACACCCUCAUUGUGGUGACGGCAGAUCACGGUCAUGCAGUCAGUAUCGCUGGAUAUCCCGGCAGGGGCACUCCCAUCCUGGGCAUCAAUCAGCACGACACAGAUAUAAACGGAGUGAAGUACUCGGUGCUCAACUAUGCGGCUGGACCCAACCAGUAUCUGGAUGAGAAUGGCCAGCGCGUCCCACUGGAUGACAUCAUCGGCUCCGAUGACGCCAUCACGCCCAGCUACAUCCCCAAGGAUCAGGGCGUGCACUCUGGCGAGGAUGUGGGCAUCUUCGCCUCCGGUCCGCAGAGCCACCUCUUCACUGGAGUAAUGCAGCAGAGCACCAUCCCCCACUUGAUGGCCUACGCCGCGUGCGUUGGCAACGGAAAACAGGUGUGCGACAACUAAGUACGAAGGAUCUGAAGACCAGGGAAAUUAAUAGACGCAGGCAAAUGGAAUUGGAGGUUGAAUCUAGCCAAUUGAAGUAUUGAAGUAUUAAGCAACCCUCUGUAUUUGUUUCUCUAUUAAAAAUUUACUAAGCAAUUUUA
Drosophila rhopaloa is the source of this 1761-nucleotide messenger RNA. Its product is annotated as membrane-bound alkaline phosphatase-like. The record is from RefSeq and is a predicted model, not a curated record. The coding region runs from base 23 to 1621 and encodes 532 amino acids. Lineage: Eukaryota; Metazoa; Arthropoda; Insecta; Diptera; Drosophilidae. Gene Ontology annotation, biological process: dephosphorylation. The transcript has 3 exons. Gene Ontology annotation, molecular function: alkaline phosphatase activity.